This is a messenger RNA of Sinocyclocheilus rhinocerous, 1360 nucleotides long. RefSeq names its product gastrula zinc finger protein XlCGF57.1-like. Gene Ontology annotation, biological process: regulation of gene expression. Lineage: Eukaryota; Metazoa; Chordata; Actinopteri; Cypriniformes; Cyprinidae. Gene Ontology annotation, cellular component: nucleus. The record is from RefSeq and is a predicted model, not a curated record. The coding region runs from base 3 to 1358 and encodes 451 amino acids. The transcript has a single exon.
UGAUGGAAGAGAACGAGGAGAGUGAAGAACUGAGUGAAGUGGAGGAGGAACAUCAUGACAAACCUGGAGAAAAACAUUUGAGUCACUCAAAGCCUAAAAAGACAUUUGUAAAGAAAAGAAGAGCCAAGAAAUCUUUCACCUGCACUCAGUGUGUAAAGAGUUUCUCAAGGAAAUAUAAUCUUGAGCUUCACAUAAGAGUUCACACUGGAGAGAAACCGUUCACGUGUGAUCAGUGCGGGAAGAGUUUCACACAAUCAGCAAACCUUAAACAACACAUGAGAAUUCACACCGGAGAGAAGCCGCACACUUGUGUUCAAUGUGGGAAGAGUUUCACAGGAAAAACACACCUUAAGCAACACAUGAAAAUUCACAGCGGAGAGAAGCCACAUACAUGCAAUCAGUGUGGGAAGAGUUUCACACGCGAAACAAGUCUUGAGCUUCACAUGAGGAUCCACACUGGAGAAAAGCCUUUCAGCUGUGAAAAGUGCGGGAAGAGUUUCACACAAAAAAUACAUCUUAGGCAGCACGUGAGGAUCCACACUGGAGAGAAACCAUACCCAUGCGAUAAAUGUGGGAAGAGUUUCACGAAUUCAUCACACCUUAAGAGUCACAUGAGGAUCCACACCGGAGAGAAGCCGUUCAUGUGUGAUCGGUGUGAAAAGACAUUUUCAUGCAAACACAAUCUUGAUCAUCACAUGAGAGCUCAUACUGGAGUGAAGCCGUUCAUGUGCGAUCAGUGUGGAAAGAGUUUCAUGGACUCUUCAAAACAUAAAAGACACAUGAAGGUCCACACCGGAGAGAAGCCGUUCACAUGUGAUCAGUGCGGGAAUAGCUUUAAAGAAAAAAUAGACCUUAAAAAACACAUGAGGAUCCACACUGGAGAGAAGCCUUAUGCAUGUGAUCAAUGUGGGAAGAGUUUCACAGAUUCAGCGUACCUUAAGAUUCACAUGAGGAUCCACACCGGAGAGAAGCCGUUCGAGUGUGAUCAGUGUGAAAAGAGAUUCUCAAUUAAAAGUAGACUUCAACUUCACAUGAGAAUCCACACCGGAGAGAAGCCUUAUGCAUGUGAUCAAUGUGGGAAGAGAUUCCCAAUCAAAGCAAGUCUUGAGCUUCACAUGAGGAUCCACACGGGAGAGAAGCCGUUCAUGUGCGAACUGUGUGAAAAGAGAUUCUCAAUAAAAAAAAAUCUUAAACUUCACAUGAGGCUCCACACCGGAGAGAAGCCGUUCACAUGUGCCCAGUGCGGAAAAACAUUUUUCUGGGCAUCAAACUUGAAGAAACACCUGACAGUUCAUACGAAGGAGAAGCCACAUUCAUGUUCUGAGUGUGGAAAGAGUUUUUCACUGCUGCAAAGUUGAAA